Messenger RNA from Morone saxatilis (striped sea-bass), 2841 nucleotides. It is a transcript of the gene cx35.4, whose product is annotated as connexin 35.4. Bases 247 to 1110 code for a protein of 287 amino acids. The record is from RefSeq and is a predicted model, not a curated record. Gene Ontology annotation, biological process: cell communication. Gene Ontology annotation, cellular component: connexin complex. The transcript has 2 exons. NCBI's taxonomy places the organism in Eukaryota, Metazoa, Chordata, Actinopteri, Moronidae.
CUUUCUUCUUUAACCACACCCACAGACUCAUUUCUCAACACAGCGCUUCUGUACCUGUCGAGUGGAGCCAAAUCUGUGCGUUAAAGGACUAAAACGACAUAAAAGCGACAAAAGAGCUGCUGGAGAUAUGUGUAAUCACGUGUCUUUCAACUAUUAAUGGACUAAUACUUCUUUUGGUCUGAGGAUAAACUACUACCAGCAAGAGAAGAAUUCCAGAGAAGACUUAUCUGACUGCCAGCCAAGGAUAUGGACUGGAAGACCUUCCAAGCCCUCCUCAGUGGGGUGAACAAAUACUCCACGGCGUUUGGGCGGGUAUGGUUGUCUGUGGUGUUUGUCUUCCGGGUUAUGGUGUACGUUGUGGCGGCAGAGAGAGUGUGGGGCGACGAGCAGAAGGACUUUGACUGCAACACUAAGCAACCCGGCUGUGCCAACGUCUGCUACGACCACUUCUUUCCCAUCUCCCACAUCCGCCUGUGGGCUCUGCAGCUCAUCUUCAUCACCUGCCCGUCUUUCAUGGUAGUCAUGCAUGUGGCGUACCGUGACGACCGUGAGCGCAAAUACAGGGCGAAGCACGGUGACAGCAUCAAGCUGUACAACAACACGGGCAAGAAACAUGGCGGCUUGUGGUGGACCUAUCUGAUUAGCCUCUUCGUGAAGACGGGCAUAGAGGUCUCCUUCCUCUACAUUCUCCACCACGUCUAUGACAGCUUCUACCUGCCUAGACUAGUGAAGUGUGAUGUGUCGCCAUGCCCCAACCUAGUGGACUGCUACAUCGGCCACCCCACAGAGAAGAAGGUCUUCACCUACUUCAUGGUCGGAGCGUCGGCCCUCUGCAUCAUCCUGAACAUCUGCGAGAUCAUCUAUCUCAUCUCCAAACGCAUUGUGCGAAUUGCAAACAAGGUGAAGAGGCGCCAUCGCAACGUGGCCGUGCAUCAGGACAACUACAACGAUGACCCCUUUAACAACUGCAACGUGCCUGUGUCGAAGCUGAACCCGAAGGAAAGGCCUCCGUCUUUCAAGACUGCGUACAAGUCUUCGCACAGACCAUCUGGACUCAGACUCGAAGAGAAGAUACGGGCUUCUGCUCCUAAUCUGUCCACGACUUCGUGAUUGAAAAUGAAGCCGAAAUCAGGAUGAAGAUCAAGAGAUCUGCAGUGCUUGGGCUAGAGCCCCAUGACAAACCUCAGAAAACAGACUCAGAACUAUGAGACAAACUACAGUAUGUGUCAAACCCUGGAAGUUGAGUCAUCAGUACUGGAUUCUUCCUGUGGGCCCUUGUGUCUACAUCUAUGACUCUUUUUGAGCGUAUGAACUUUGGUUUCCAAGUCAACAUCCACAAUAUUUACAAGUCAGCUAGAGCCAAAUUGAUUGAAAUGAUAUGUGGGUUUCUUCUUUAAAUACAAUAAAGGUCUGUGUGCCUUUCACCCCUUCCACUGUAUUAGAACAUUCCAGUGAGGUUUUGCUGUGUUUCUUGUAAUAGGAGUUUUGACACGUUAGGGGAAGGAAAUGAAAAACUGCACACAAGAAGGCAGGACACACCUGGAAGAGGUAUUCACCCUCCCUACCAGUGUCUACAGUGGUGUGUCAGGGUGUUGUAUUGUCACUAAAUGUUAGAUGCAAAUUUUAUUUAAUUGAACUGAAAUCAUAGCUUCAUCUUCACAAUUUGCUGUCCUGAUGACCCUAAGUCAAGAAUGGUAUAAACAAUUCUGCACGGGAGUGUGGACACUCCAGAGUCAUAGCGUUAUGGCUGAGCAAUACUUGAAGGUUUGCAUACUUGCCAAAAAAAGAUAUUUUUGAACACAUUUAUUUUUUCAGUUAUGAUUUAUUACAGCAACAACAUACAUAAAUACAUGCUAUAUUUCUUUAUCUAAAGCCUUGGUGGGCAUAUGCUUGGUCUCAGGUUUAUGCUGCACAGCCACACGUUGUACAUAGACUGUGUUUUGACGUGCUUGUACACAAACUUGCCUCAUCCAAGACCACUGUUGAUUUAAAUAAGGCGAAAGGAAUGCUGCUGUUGAAUUCUGUUUUGUCGGAGCUGGAGCACCGAUAAAGAGGUGGGAGGAGGGUUGGACAAACACAUGGCUCAUCAAGUUUUUGUGAGUUCCUAAUCAUCCACUGUGGAUGUCAGGUGGAAAUGUGCUUUCUGCACUAGCUCUUAACAGUGUCAUUUGUUUAAAUUAAAUUUAUUGAAUGAAUGUUUCUUUUUGGGCUGCUUAUUGACACCUUUUUUCUCAAAUCAGGAAAAUUGUUUAAAGUUUAUACACAAUUGAGGAAAUAAUUUAAAACAUGAGGGACAAAUGCCAGCUUUCUUAACAUAAAGGCACCACCAUAGUACAAACACAUUUUUUCUUUCACAAUAUGUCUGAUCAUUACUAUUAUUUAAAGAAUGGUAUUUUUCCACUGUUGUUGACUCAUUUCUAAGCUUCUAACAAUAACUGUCAACCCGUUUGACAAUUAGUCUUUACCCAUUUGAAAUUGCAAUGAUGAAUAUUUUUUUAUUUUCCUGUCUCUGAUACAGUAUGAUGUAUGUUUUCUAAGUAUUGUAGAGACCUGGGGUAAGAUUCUCAGCCUGCCUGUCAUACUUGUCAGUCAGGUUUUUGCAAGGUACGGCAAAGAAAAUAGUUUGUUUAUUCUGAAUCAUUUCCGCAACAAACUGCAAAAUCACAAUGGAGAUUGCAAAAGAUUGGCUCACUUGAGUGCGACCAAUGAUGCCUCAAAUCCGUUUUUUUAAUGCAAAUCUGUAGAACUGCUUUUGACUACACAUCCAUGGUUCAAUAUUACCUUACUUUAUUUAUAUAAAGUUCAGCCAUUUAUAUUGCCUAAAACUAUAUUUCAGAGAUU